Molecule: messenger RNA, 1778 nt
Organism: Durusdinium trenchii
Lineage: Eukaryota; Dinophyceae; Suessiales; Symbiodiniaceae
Source: the annotation of a GenBank genome assembly
GGCCUUGUUGACUUGGGACCGAAUCUUUGGGUACCUUGUGUAACCAUCGAAACCGCGUCGCAGUGGCCUGCUCAAAGGAAGACCGCAAGACCGCCAUGCUCCUCAAAGGAGUGAUUCUUCUCACUUUCCUUUCGUCCACAGCCGCUUAUCGGCCAGCCAAAGACAGGGCUCUUCCCGACCUCGAAGGUGGUCCGAAGUCUCUUUCCAGCGAAGAAGUCAAGUCGGAGGCCAUGUCCGACUCAGAGACAAAGGACGAGAUGUCAGACCAAGAAGGACGCUUGAAGAAUGUGACAUUGCCGACUGGCUACAUUGGUUGGGUGGUCGAGCCUUCCUCUGGCAAAAUCGUGAACGUGAAGCAAGGGACAGCAGCAGAGGUGCUUGGGCUGCAAGCAGGACAGCAUAUUAUCAACGUGCAGGAAAGACAAUACACCUUUGCCGCUUUGGCCGAAGCUCGCAAAAAGGCAGAUGAAUUCAACCAGACCCUAUCAAUCACAGUCAUGACACCAUCCAGGAUGGAACAAGCAGUAGCUUGGGUCCACUAUUGCAUGUCGAUGCCUUCGGGCUUUGUUGGCUGUUUGUUGACGUUAAGUUUGCCAUGGAUGAUAUACCAAAGCAUGAGCAACGGACUUUACAGCAAAGCUUCCAGCAGACCUGUGCUUUUUGCAAUUCUAAGCAGUGCAAUCGGACAUUGUUUGGGGAGAAUAGCCAGAGCCUUGCUGGAAUGGCGCUCUUUAACAUUUGGAGGGAUGAUCCAGAUAGCUGGAGACCAGACAGUUUACCUGGGCCUUGCGUUGGGCUGCCUCGCCAUGGGUGGGAACCAGUUUCUGAACAAACCUUUGCCCAAAGACAUCUCCACGAAGUUGAUACACGUUGAGAUGGUUGCUCUUCCUCCCUUUUGUGUGUUUGCCCUUUGCAGGACUGCAGUUUCUUUUCUGAUGAAUGAUCUUUUCUCUGGAGACUGCAACAUCAGCAAGCUCAUCAGAGGCUUUUCCGGUAUUCCCGAUUCAUCCCUCGUGCUCAUCAUCAACUUGUCUGUAUCGUGCCUGUGCAUCGCCGCCCGGCAGAAGAUGCUUGAAGUGACGGACACGCUCCCUGCGAACGGUGCAUUGUUCGAGGGAUGCAUCCAAAAGCCUUGCGCCAAGCUGGUGCAAGAAGUACCAGCACAGUUGUCGCCCUGGGGAUUGCCAAUUGUCUUGGUGAGUUUCCCCGCACUGCUGGGUGGAACCUUUCAUUUUCACAAGCAAUGGAUGAAAAUGCUGGCGCGGGAGAGUGACUUUGGGUCCUUGCUGCACUGGUGUAGCCUCUUCCAACAUGCUUCCUGGAUUGCAGGUGGUUUUCUGCUGGUUGCCUGUCCACUCACGAUUCUCUCAUCUGGGCUUGAAGAAGUGGAAACUCGCCUCAAUGAAGAAAGAAUGCGCACUCCAUCCAGCCACGUCGAGAUCAAGGCGGUGGAGGCGAUGUUCAGAGAGGUGAACCAUGGACAGGGAUGGGGCAUCCCAGUGGUCAAAGGCUUUGUUCUCAAUAAAACUAUGAUUCAAGCACUGCUGCUGCGAGUUUUGGUGGCAGCAACGGUGAUCAAAACAUUUCUUGACCGCCAGCUUGGCUUUCAGAAGGAGGAACAGGACGACUUGAAUACGGAGCUUGAUGUCAUAGCGAACCAGGCGGUUACGAACAUCACCAACUUCAUCAGCAAUCAGACCUUGGGUAACCUGACGGCGCUCACUGCAGAGAUUCUGAAGAACCGCAACGUCACCGCGUGAUGCGUUGGUCAGGAAGAA